UUUAAAUUUUUACCUCCUCAAUGAACUAACUAGUUUCACUUUUCAAGAUACUACGAUUGAAUAUUGAAGCAUUAUUUGGACUACUUAUCGUGUACACAGGCACAAAUCAAAGUAAUAAAAAUAAAAAACACACAUCAUUCUAAAAGCAAAAUCAAAAUCGAAAAAUCACUCCUCUCAGAAUCUAAAACAUCGCUAUUUGCUCGCAAGCUAAUUUCUACUUGCUUUUUUGUCUCGAUGCAUCUCAUCUUACAUAACUUUUACGUGUCUGAGGCAAAAAUAGAAUAAUUAUUUAUAGCAAAAAAGACGUGGAGGAGCUAAAUAAUAUGAUGGUACCUACCUAACUCAAUGGUGUAAUUUUAUAUUUUUCUCGAGGGGUUGAACAAAUUCAAUUACAAUAUAUGAACCAUGGUCAUAUUGGUUUUAGAAUUUCUAUGGUAUCGGCGUUUAUUUUUUGAACUUAAAAACUAAAUAUUAAUUAUUAUUGUGGGAAUAGUUUUCUAGUGCUUACACAAUACUAUAUAUCCUCAAAAUUAGAAAAAUUAUAGUUAUCUACGUUAUUUCACCUACAACUGGCCUAACAAUUGGACUGUUUUUAUAAUCAGACAGGGACAAAUGUCCACCCUACCCUUCACAAAUGACACCACUGUAUAAAGUUCUCACGCAAUGCCUUCUAGUGGAAAAAUUAUAACAUUUAUAUUAUGGUUUCCUUGUCCUACCAAAUUAUUCAUAACCUAAAGUUAAAUAUCCCGGUAGAGACAGCUAAUUUAAAUCAUAAAUUUUUUAAUAGGGUCACUAAAAUUGCUCUAUCUUUUAACUAUACACUAUACAUUUAGAAAUACUUAUAUAAAGAAAACCCAUAAAUGCACAUAAACAUAUUUCCUGCAGUAGUCAGUCGACGUGCGUAAGUCAAUAAGAAACAUAAGUCCAUGUUUACAUAAGAUGAAUCCGACGUUCAAACAUUUUUUUAAAGGAGAUUGUACGAACAUAACGAAACCAAGUCCGAUGGAAACAUGUAAUGAUCAUACUUGCACCAUUAAUUUAAACAUUUUAAAGCAAUGCGGUUUUUAUCAAAUAUUUGAUCCAAACAGCAAAAAGAUAUUCGGUUGGAAUGUUUACCGUAUUUCUUUUAUUGCGUUAACCGUGAUAACCCAGUGUUUAAUUGGUUUCGGGAAUUGUGGAUUUUUGUUUGAAUUGGAAGACACUACUGACAACAUUGAUUUAUUUCUGAUCAUAUUCUCUAAUUCAUAUUUUUGCCUUACUGAGUGGAAAGUGGUCAUACUUAUAAUCAACAGGAAAAAAUUUUUGGAGCUUUUGGACGUUACAGAUUUAAUAUUUUUGAAGAGCAAACAGUGUCGUAAUAACAUUAAAAUACUGUGCAAACACCGUAUCAGGGCUUUACAACUUACAAACUUAUAUUUCAUGUUUUGCAUUUUUGUGAUCAUUGAAUGGAUUAUCUUUCCAAUAAUGAUAAACUCAUUCAUAGCGCACAAAACUGAGAAUCGGCGCUUAGAGAACGUUGUAAACAGGCGAUAUCCUGUUGAUGUAAACACUUAUAAUAAGUAUUAUAUUCUGUUUUACGUAUUCGAAAUAAUAAUAGGAGUGAAAACAGUAUACUUAGUAUUGAUGGUCGAUAUAUUAUUAUUGUCUAUCGGUUGGGCGAUAAUUAUUCAAUACGAAGUACUGGCUGAAGCGUUUAAGAACAUCGGGUAUAAUGAAAACCUUCAAAAGGAUCAUGAUCAUGAUGUAGAUGAUUAUAAAUAUUUUAAAUCAAUUUUGUUUGAUCAACAACAACUUGAUUCGAAAGUAAAACUUUAUUUUCCAAUUGUGAAGCCUAUUGUGUUGAUGCAUGUUGCUAUUAAUUCAGUCUUAUUCAUAAUGUUGUCGAACUCAUUCUUAAUGGUUUUCUUAUCAACAGAAUCAUUUACUUAUAAAAUCGUAAACCUAUUCAAGAUCGGCACUGGAAUUUUAUAUAUAUGUUUACAAUUAUUUCUGUAUUGUCAUUUAUUUGAUAAUAUUAACUUAAAAAGAAAAUCUGUCAACCUUGGAAUAUAUUCUUGUAAUUGGACGAAGAUGGAUUUAAAAUUUAAAAAGUUAUUAUUAUUAACCAUGCAGAUCAAUGACGCUAAUUAUAUAACGAUUAAAGCUUCGACAAAAACAAUUGUCAAUUUACCAAUAUUUGCUAACGUUUUAAUGACGUCUUACAACAUUGUAUCCGUCAUGGUAAAAACAAUGAGUAAAUAUAGAAAGACAUAAGUAACCAUACAAAUACACAAUAGAUUAUCAACUAUUUUGUCUUAUUAACAGUUUCAAUAUUUAUAUAGAAGUAUAGAACAUUAAAAAAUAUUAUGUAAUUCACCUAUAUGGAAAUAUUCUUUCAUCUCACCUAUAUUUAAAAAAGGAGACAAAUCUCUAGUCACUAAUUAUCGACCAAUCUCUAACAUUUCUAUACUUCCUAAAAUUUUUUCUAAACUGGUUAAAAAAAUUAUUUUCCCCCUAUGUGGUCAUAUUCUUAUUAAUGAACAACAUGGCUUUCGUCCUAAGCGUUCAACAAUUACUAUUUUAUGUUUAUUUAAACAAUCAAUUUUAGAUUCAUUUGUAGAUAAAGCUCAAAUAGACGUAAUUUAUACGGAUUUUGAAAAGGAAUUCGAUAGGGUUAACCAUUCUUUAUUAAUUUAUAAACUAAAACUAUAUGGGUUUAGUGAUCCUUUACUUUCUUGGCUUAACUCAUUCCUAAUAAAUCGUAUACAAGUUGUUAAAUACAAAAAUUUUAUAUCUAAUUCAAUAAAUGUAUUAUCAGGUGUUCCCCAAGGUGACCACCUAUCUCCAUUACUUUUUUCUUUUUUCAUUAACGAUAUUAAUAAAGUUCUAAAUUUCUCAAAAUGUCUAUUAUUUGCUGAUGACACUAAAAUAUUUAAAAAAAUAAAGUGUAUUGAUGAUUCAUUGGAACUUCAAGCCGACUUAGAUAAUAUUUAUAAAUGGUGUAUCUAUAAUGGAAUGUCCUUAAAUAUUGAUAAAUGCUCCGUUAUUUCGUAAUCUUUAAAAAAAAAUACUAUACUUUAUAAUUAUGUUUUACAUAAUACAAAUCUAACACGUAAAUAUAUUAUUGAAGACCUAGGAGUUUCAUUUGACACAAAAUUAUCUUUUAGCAAUCAUGUUAAUUCUAUUCGAAAUAAAUCAUAUAUGAAGUUGGGAUUAUUAAAACUUAUGUGUUUUCAACGAUAGUUCAGCUUUAAAAAUAUUAUAUUAUUCCUUAGUACUCUUCCAUAUUGACUAUGCCUCUUUAAUUUGGCACUCUGAUAGCAUUUGUCAAAACCAGAGUCUAUCUAGUAUACAAAAUAAUUUUUUGAGAUAUUUAUCUUUUAAAUGUCAUUUUGAAAGACGUCCUCAUUUUGGGUAUAUUAAUUUUAGUAUUUUUUUUAAUAUUGCUCCUUUAAAUAGUAGAUUUAAAAUGUUAAAUUUAAAAUUUCUUUUUGAACUAUUACAUAAUUUAAUUGACUGCCCAGAACUUUUAGAGCGUAUUAAUUUCAAUGUAAAUAUAAAAAAUUCAAGAAAUAAAUAUCUUUUUUAUUUAUCAAUUAUUAAAACUAACUACAUGUCAUACUACCCUGCUAUUAUAUUAAUGUCAUGUGGUAACUUUUUUAACAACUUGGACCUGUUCAAUAUGACUCUUAGCUCUUUGAAUUGUUAUUUUUAGAUUAUUACCUACUAUUAUAUUUAAUUUAAUCGAACUGUUAUAUAAUCAAUUGUCUAACUUUUAAUUUCUAUAUAUAUUAUAUUUUUUUCUUAUUUUUCUCUCGUUCUUAUAUCAUUUGUUUUAACUUUUUAGUAUAACACACACCUAUGAAACUGUCAUUAUUUUUAUUAUUGUAAAUUGGAAAUUUUAUUCCGUUAAUAAAAUAAAAUAUUAUUAUUAUA
Acyrthosiphon pisum (pea aphid) is the source of this 3915-nucleotide messenger RNA. RefSeq lists its product as uncharacterized. Gene Ontology annotation, cellular component: plasma membrane. The record is from RefSeq and is a predicted model, not a curated record. Gene Ontology annotation, biological process: sensory perception of smell; detection of chemical stimulus involved in sensory perception of smell. The coding region runs from base 940 to 2253 and encodes 437 amino acids. The transcript has 7 exons. Gene Ontology annotation, molecular function: olfactory receptor activity; odorant binding. NCBI's taxonomy places the organism in Eukaryota, Metazoa, Arthropoda, Insecta, Hemiptera, Aphididae.